AAACAGUUCAUAUUCAUUAAUCGUUGACUUAAACAGUUUGCAAGUUUUUUAGUGUAUAACUGUAAACGUUACACGCUGUGCACUUCAUGUUCAAAGCGUUUACGUCUCACUGCCGUAAGAUAAAUUAGAAGACGUAACGUUUCUCAAACGUUUUUCUCCUCACUGUCAGUGAAAAGUCUUUAUUUCUACACCUGCUGGCCAGGUUUCUCUCAUUAUGGCUACACGUGUUCGGCCGAGCAGUAAGCGGUGUGCAGUGAUCGGGGGGUCUGGUUUUCUGGGCAAACAUCUGGUGGAGAAGCUCCUGGACAGGGGCUAUUCUGUCUCAGUGUUCGACAUCCGGCAGAGCUACGAGGUUCCUGGUGUCACCUUUCACCAGGGAGACCUCUGCGAUAAACAGGCUCUGCUUUCUGCUCUGAAGGACGUGUCUCUGGUUUUCCACUGCGCCUCCCCAGCUCCUGCAAGUGACGAUCGGCUGCUGUUUGAGAGGGUCAACAUUCAAGGCACACAGACGGUUAUUCAGGCCUGCAUUGAUGCUGGAGUACAGAAACUGGUCCUGACGAGCAGUGCCAGCGUGGUGUUCGAAGGCACAGACAUUAAGAACGGAAAGGAGGAUCUACCGUACGCCAAGAAGCCCAUCGACUACUACACUCAGACCAAGAUUGAGCAGGAGAAGUUGGUCCUGGCGGCCUGCGACAAGAUGAAGGGUUUCCUCACCGUUGCUAUUCGGCCUCACGGCAUCUUUGGCCCUCGGGAUCCACAGCUGGUUCCCACCCUGGUGGACGCAGCUUGCCGGGGGAAGAUGAAGUUCAUCAUUGGUGAUGGAACCAAUCUUGUAGAUUUCACCUAUGUGGAGAAUGUUGUUCAUGGUCACAUACUUGCUGCUGAGCACCUGAGAGCAGAUUCCCCUAUCUGUGGAAAACCGUAUCACAUCACCAAUGAUGAGCCAAUCCGCUUCUGGGACUUCAUGUCGGAGAUUCUGGUGGGCUUAGGAUACGCCGCCCCGCGCUUCCACCUCCCAUACAGACUCGUGUACGGACUGGCCCUGCUCCUCUGGCUGCUGACUUUGAUCCUACGUCCCUUUAUGUCUUUCAAACCCACCUUUACACCAAUGAGAGUGGCUUUGGCGGGGACCUAUCACUACUACAACUGUGAGCGUGCCAAAGAGCAUCUGGGCUACAAGCCGGUGGUUAGUUUGAAGCAGGGCAUUGCACGCACAGUGGAGAGCUAUCCUCAUCUUAGAUAUGGAGCUUGAUGGGUAGAAUGAAGAUGAAUCCAACACAAGGCACUGAAAAAACUAUUCAAGUCACUGUUCAUCUGAGGAAGUUUUUAUGCUGUGUCAUGGGAUGCCCUGUUUCCACCAGCAGAUGGCAGCAAAUAGCUCUUGUACUUCUACAGUUUCAUUUUGUUAUUGCAUUUUUUGAACAGUAAGGACGAAACCUAUUAGAUAAUUUCACCUUUUGAUUAAUUAUUUUUUAUGUUUUUGUUGUGUUCAGUCCCUGUUAUGCACACAUUCAAAUGUGGCUGGUGUGAUUUUAAAAGGCCUUGACACAUGGACAUGAGGCCACUGACAUGAGUUGCUUUCUAAGUAUCAAACUCCUCUUGGACAAUCUACCAAAUACCGCCUUACUACUGUGCACUUACUAGCAUGUGAGUGUGUGAAUAAUAGAAAAGACACACUGUUGACUGAAUGAAUGCCGUUUGUGAUGUGAAAGUGAUUUUAGUUUGCAAACCAAACUAGAAUGCUGAAUUAUCACUAUUUCUGAAAGUAUAUAAAUAAAGUUUGCCACAUUG
This is a messenger RNA of Girardinichthys multiradiatus, 1791 nucleotides long. RefSeq names its product NAD(P) dependent steroid dehydrogenase-like (gene nsdhl). Gene Ontology annotation, molecular function: 3-beta-hydroxy-Delta5-steroid dehydrogenase (NAD+) activity. Gene Ontology annotation, biological process: steroid biosynthetic process. The record is from RefSeq and is a predicted model, not a curated record. NCBI's taxonomy places the organism in Eukaryota, Metazoa, Chordata, Actinopteri, Cyprinodontiformes, Goodeidae. Bases 215 to 1252 code for a protein of 345 amino acids. The transcript is spliced from 7 exons.